CUUCGAUGCGUGGAUCAACGAAGAUCUGGGUACCUAAUUACCCUCCAUUGCACCAAUUGUUACUCGAAGAAUACCACGACGUCCUGUACGCGGGACACUUCGGUAGCAACAAGACGCUCACCGGUAUCGCCAAACACUACUACUGGCCCCACAUGGCAGAUAACGUACAGAAAUUCGUCACCUCGUGCACUACAUGUCAGCGGAUGAAGAGCAGCAAGCAGAAAAAGGCGGGUUUGCUACAGCCUCUUCCUGUCCCAGAACAGCCAUGGCAAGUGGUAAGCCUAGACUUCAUCACCGGGCUACCAACUAGCACAAACGAUCAUGACGUGAUCCUCAUCGUCAUUGACAAGUUCUCCAAAAUGGGACACUCCAUCCCGACACACACAACAGCACGCACCGAGGAGACAGCACAACUGUUUGCUCGCUACAUCAUCUCACAACAUGGCAUUCCGACCACACUCAUCUCCGACCGAGAUCUUAAGUUCACCAGUAAAUUCUGGAAAGAACUGGUGUCUCUACUCGGGACCAAACUGGCCAUGUCAUCCGCCUACCAUCCGCAGACAGAUGGACAGACCGAGCGCCUCAACCAAAUUGUGGAGCAACUCCUCCGCGCAGCCUGCAAGGACGACAUCUCCAAAUGGGACUUGCAUCUGCCCGUCCUGGAAUUUGCCUACAACAAUGCUACUCACGCCGCCACUGGACAGACGCCAUUCUUCCUCUGUUACGGCCGCCACCCACUUACACCUCAACAGCCAACCAUACCAGCCACAUAAUUGUCGCCACAUUUGCAUAUU
Molecule: messenger RNA, 794 nt
Organism: Closterium sp. NIES-67
Lineage: Eukaryota; Viridiplantae; Streptophyta; Zygnematophyceae; Desmidiales; Closteriaceae
Source: the annotation of a GenBank genome assembly